Messenger RNA from Penicillium nucicola, 2121 nucleotides. RefSeq names its product mRNA-binding ribosome biosynthesis protein NOP4. The transcript has 2 exons. The coding region runs from base 1 to 2121 and encodes 706 amino acids. NCBI's taxonomy places the organism in Eukaryota, Fungi, Ascomycota, Eurotiomycetes, Eurotiales, Aspergillaceae. The record is from RefSeq and is a predicted model, not a curated record. Gene Ontology annotation, molecular function: RNA binding.
AUGGUUGAAUCGUACAAGAAGCGCCGUCUUUCGGGCGCAGACACCACCCAAGACGCUGAAGUCAAAAUUGAAGACACCACAACCGCCACCGAUGUCCCAGCACAAUCUCAAGCCAGGCGGACUCUGUUCGUCCGCUCACUACCCACCUCGGCCACUACAGAGAGCCUCGCCGAACACUUCUCGCAGUCCUACGUGAUUAAGCAUGCCGUCGUGGUCAGCGAUCCCAAGACCAAGGUCUCCAAGGGCUUCGGUUUCGUCACAUUUGCCGAUCUCGAGGAUGCAGAAAGCGCAUUGAAGGAAUUGGACAGAUCCAAGUUUGAUGGAAAGAUUAUUCGUGUUGACUACGCCGAGUCCCGUAAGCGUGAGAUUGAUGAGAAGGUUGGCCGUAGUGUUCCUACCGCUGCCUCCCUCGAGUCGAAGCAGAAGCGCGAGGAGGAGAGAGGACAAGGUGCACCGCCUAAGCUGAUUGUUCGCAACUUGCCAUGGACUAUCAAGGAGCCCGAGGAUCUCUCCGCUUUGUUCCGCAGCUUCGGAAAGGUCAAGCACGCCACUCUUCCCAAGAAGAACGGCAAGCUUGCCGGUUUCGGUUUCGUUGUUCUCCGCGGCAAGAAGAACGCCGAGAAGGCGCUGCAGAACGUCAACGGGAAGGAGAUUGAUGGUCGUACAUUGGCUGUCGAUUGGGCUGUCGAGAAGGAGGUCUGGGAGACUACCAACAAGAAGGAGGACGAGGAGGAAGAACCCAAGGAAGAGAAGGAGGAUGUUGAGAUGGAGGAUGCCGAUGGUCACUUGGAGGAGCUGUCAGACGACGAGACUUCCUCUGACGGAUCAGAUGAUGAUGAGGAGGACAACGACUUGGAUGAGUUGGACGAAUUGGACGAAGAUGCGGAAGACAAGGACGACGACCGCAAUAACUCUACAAUCUUCCUUCGAAACCUGCCCUUCACCGCUACAGACGAUUCUCUCUACGAACACUUCGCCGCCCAAUUCGGACCUUUACGAUAUGCACGUGUGGUGCUGGACCACGAGACCGAGCGCCCUCGCGGCACUGGCUUCGUCCCCCGAGGAAACGAUGUUAUGGCCCCGAACAAGGACAAGCCAAAGUCCAACACCGCCAUGAAGCACUCACUCCUCCAGGACGAGAACAACGACCCCAGCGGACGCUACACUCUCGAAGGCCGAGUCCUCCAGGUCGCCCGUGCCGUCAGCAAGGGCCAAGCCGCAAAGCUGGAAGAGGAGGGUGUAUCUCGCCGUCUGGUCCGCGACACAGACAAGCGCCGCCUGUACCUGCUUGGCGAAGGUACCAUCGCCACCAACUCCCCCCUGUACAAGAAGCUCUCCCCCUCCGAAGUCAAGAUGCGCGAGGAAAGCUUCAAGCAGCGUGAAACCUUCAUCAAGAAGAACCCCGCCCUCCACCUCAGUCUUACCCGUCUCGCCAUCCGUAACAUUCCCCGUCACAUCAACUCCAAGGACUUGAAGCAGCUUGCUCGUGAGUCCGUCGUCAACUUCGCCAAGGACGUCAAGAAGGGCGUUCGCCAGCCCCUCUCAAGAGAGGAGCAGCAGCGCUCCCGCGACACCAUGAAGGAACUCGAGCAGCUGCGCAAGCAGAAGAAGAUGGGUAUCGUGCGCCAGGCGAAGGUCGUCUUCGAAACCCGCGAGGGUACCAAGGUCUCGGAGAAGACCGGCGGUGGUCGCAGUCGUGGAUAUGGAUUCAUCGAGUACUUCACUCACCGACACGCGCUCAUGGGUCUGCGUUGGUUGAACUGUCACGCUCUGCAGGUGCCUGAGUCCGCGCAGAACGAGGACAAGGACAAGAAGAAGCGUCUUGUUGUCGAGUUCGCCAUUGAGAACGCGCAGGUCGUCAAGCGCCGCAAUGAGCUGCAGGCUAAGUCCCGCGAGCCCAAGCCUAGGAAGUUCGAUGACGCCGACGAAGGAAAGGACUCCGACAAGAACGGAAAGAAGAGGAAGCGCUCUGACAGCCGCGGCAAGGAAAAGGAUGGCAAGGGUGGAAAGGGCGCACAGGACGACGACGACAAGGAAGACGAAGAGGAGAACAAGAUCGCCAAGCGCAACCGCAUCAUCUCGAAGAAGCGCAUGCAACGCAAGUCCCGUAAGGGGAAAUGA